Melanotaenia boesemani (Boeseman's rainbowfish) is the source of this 2621-nucleotide messenger RNA. It is a transcript of the gene pccb, whose product is annotated as propionyl-CoA carboxylase subunit beta. NCBI's taxonomy places the organism in Eukaryota, Metazoa, Chordata, Actinopteri, Atheriniformes, Melanotaeniidae. The record is from RefSeq and is a predicted model, not a curated record. The transcript has 15 exons. Gene Ontology annotation, molecular function: propionyl-CoA carboxylase activity. The coding region runs from base 163 to 1842 and encodes 559 amino acids. Gene Ontology annotation, cellular component: mitochondrion.
UCUACCUGACAAACAAAACCCAGGGAAGAUCUACAAUGUUCAGUUUGUCAAGAAAUGUCUUUUUUCUGAUUGGCUGUGAAAUCUCGCCCCCCGUACGCUAUUGGUUCAGGUUUUUGCCUUUCGUUAAUCUCACGCUGUCAUUCCUGAGCACGCACAGCAAAGAUGGCGGCCUUCAAUGUCGCUCGUAGUAGUUGCGGACUAAUGAAUGGUUUAAGGGUCUCUUUCAGGAGUUUAACGCAAGUGAAAUAUGGCGCGGCAUCAGCUGCGAUGCCACAGAUUAAUCUCCAACGGGACUGUCGCUGGUACUCUGUCAGCCACCUGUCCGUUAGGGAGAGGAUUGAAAAGAAACGACAGGCUGCGCUCGUCGGGGGAGGUCAGAAGAGAAUAGAUGCACAACAUAAAAGGGGUAAGCUGACAGCCAGGGAGCGAAUGGAGCUCCUUCUGGACCCAGAGUCUUUUGUAGAGACAGACAUGUUUGUAGAACAUCGCUGCUCUGACUUUGGCAUGGAACAGGACAGUAACAAGUUCCCUGGUGACAGCGUUGUGACAGGCAGAGGGAGGAUCAAUGGCAGGCUGGUUUACGUGUUCAGCCAGGACUUCACAGUUUUUGGUGGCAGUUUGUCUGGAGCUCAUGCACAGAAGAUCUGUAAGAUCAUGGACCAGGCCAUGACAGUUGGAGCCCCCGUCAUCGGGCUGAAUGACUCCGGAGGAGCUCGGAUCCAGGAGGGAGUAGAGUCUCUGGCUGGAUAUGCAGAUAUAUUCCUGAGGAAUGUGUUGGCUUCAGGAGUUGUCCCUCAGAUCUCCCUCAUCAUGGGUCCCUGUGCAGGAGGAGCUGUCUAUUCCCCUGCCCUGACAGAUUUCACCUUCAUGGUUAAGGACACAUCAUACCUGUUCAUCACAGGACCAGAUGUUGUGAAGUCAGUCACCAAUGAAGAUGUGACUCAAGAGGAGCUCGGUGGAGCUAAAACUCAUACCACAGUAUCUGGUGUGGCUCACCGUGCUUUUGAGAAUGACGUUGAGGCUUUGCUCAACCUGCGAGAGUUCUUUAACUUUCUGCCGCUCAGUAAUCAGGACCCUGCCCCCAUCAGGGAGUGCCAUGACCCCAGCGAUCGCCUGGUAAAGUCAUUGGACACCAUUGUCCCGUUUGAGUCAACGAAAGCCUACGACAUGUUGGACAUCAUUCACACAAUAGUGGAUGAGAGGGACUUCUUUGAGAUCAUGCCUGCUUACGCCAAAAACAUAGUGGUGGGGUUUGCCAGAAUGAAUGGGCGCACUGUGGGCAUUGUGGGUAAUCAGCCCAAAGUGGCUUCCGGGUGUUUGGACAUCAACUCCUCAGUGAAGGGAGCCCGCUUUGUUCGCUUCUGUGAUGCCUUCAACAUUCCUAUCAUCACUUUUGUGGAUGUUCCGGGUUUCCUGCCAGGUACGGCUCAGGAGUAUGGCGGUAUCAUCAGACAUGGAGCCAAGCUGCUGUAUGCCUAUGCAGAAGCUACUGUACCAAAAAUUACCAUCAUCACUAGAAAGGCUUAUGGAGGAGCCUAUGAUGUAAUGAGCUCCAAACACUUGAGGGGAGAUGUGAACUACGCCUGGCCAACAGCUGAGGUUGCUGUCAUGGGUGCAAAGGGUGCUGUUCAGAUUAUCUUUAGAGGGAAGGACAACCAGGCAGAAGCAGAGGCUGAAUAUGUAGAAAAGUUUGCCAACCCCUUCCCAGCUGCCGUCAGAGGUUUUGUUGAUGACAUCAUUGAGCCAGCAACCACUCGGAAGAGGAUCUGCAAUGAUCUGGAGGUGCUUGCCAGUAAGAAGCAGGUCAACCCCUGGAAAAAGCACGCCAACAUUCCUCUGUAAAUCCCAACUAAACUGGCUGUACCUUAGCAUUAUGUAAAGAAACCUGCAGUGGGAUUAUUUUACUUUAAAAUGAACUGCAACGGUUUAUUGUAAUGACGACUUUGGAAGCCUGUAAAGCACAUGUAGUUAGUGGUCAUAUUUGUCUCUCCUCACUGUUUACCACUCCACUGAAAGCAUCCAAAGAAAGAAUUGUUCAAGGCACCUCACUGCUCAUGUUUAUAACUAAACCCAGAGAAGUGUUUUGGAUUUGGAAGAAUUAUUGGUGCCCUGUAGCCACAGUCAAAUCAUGUAUUUUUACAACUUAUUGAUAUGCAAAAUGUUGAUGGCAAAACCUAAAACUUUUAAAGUGACCCAAACUAAAAGAUUCUUCAGAUACACAAGAUUAUCCUUUCAGCAGUGGCCAUAUUGGUUAUUGUUGUUGAUCUUUUGGUUAUUUUCUUUGUAUCUGAAAGAGCAAACUACAUGUUAGAAAGGAAAACUACUGUUGUGUCUUGUCCUGAUUGUGUUUAGGGUGUUCAUGUACUGUAUUUAGGCUUUUUUUUUCUGUGCUCUCAAAUGCACUUGGUAUAUUUACCCUCCAUCAUUCAACUUGGAAUUGUGCCUUUCUGUGGCAGCCUCUGUUCUGCCAUCUGUAAAUAAAUCAUCUACUCAAUACCAUGCACUACUUUUACACGUAUAAUAGUUGAUCUUAAGUCUACACACAGUUGUAAAAGGACUUGACAAGUAUGUGUGUUAUCCCCAGAUAAUUGGCUUUAAUAAAAUAAGGCUUGGAGUAAGAA